Messenger RNA from Daphnia carinata, 4044 nucleotides. Its product is annotated as MAGE-like protein 2. The coding region runs from base 103 to 2697 and encodes 864 amino acids. The transcript has 8 exons. Lineage: Eukaryota; Metazoa; Arthropoda; Branchiopoda; Diplostraca; Daphniidae. The record is from RefSeq and is a predicted model, not a curated record.
CGCUGCCCGUAGGGUUGUGUGAACUUAUAUAAGCACCUUCAGUGACAAAGCUUCACUCUAGUCUCUACUCGUUCACUGACGUCAACAGCAAGCGGCUGCACCAUGUCGGUAUCGAUAUGGAGAUUGGUAGCCAUUUUCUUUUGCAUAACAAGUGCUGCCUGGUGUCAGGAUUAUCAGCAGCAAAAGUAUGGGGAAUAUGAAACUCAUCGCCAUUACAGGUCUGCUGGCGCCGAGCCAACAACCAGUGCACCAGCUUCAGUGAGUUUAAAGCAGGAAGUUCCAGUUGGGAAUCAAACACUUGAGUCUGAUGUCACAAAUUCUACAAUUACAGCCCCUAAAAGUACCAGAGAUAUUAAUGACAUGUUCCCAUCUGACGUACAGUUUAUUGAUGAUGCUGAUGUUGUGACAUUACCAGAUGGCUCCAUAGCUUUGAUUACUGAUAAGCCAGAGGUUAACACUACUGAGGUGCCAAUUGUAGUUCCAUCGUUGGUGGGUCGUGACACAAGCAAAUCAAUUGUGGAGCCCUCUGUUGAUGGUAGUAUGGAUGGUGUGAAUGUUACAGUUGAAGGAAAUAAGACCGGCAUGGAAAACUUAACUGAUGAAGCUAUCAAAAUGUUGAAGAGGAGGCAAGCUCCACAGUUCUUUCAAGUUCCUGUGCAACCCCAACAGAUUCCACUGGCACCCCAAUUCCAGUUCCAUCCUCUACCUGUCCAACAACCAGUUGUUCCUGCAAACCAAUUCAAGGUUCCUACCCAGUUUUUGUUAUCUGCACAACCUGGCCAACCUGCUAUUUUCUUUCAGCUACCCCCAGCCGAUCAGGCUCGAAUCGCUCCAUCAAAUAUACCUCACGUCGUGCUGCAGCAGCAAGCGAAUGUUCAACAAGCGCAAGGUUUAGGUUCUAAGCAGCCGCUACCCAAACUGUCGCUGAAUCCUGUUCCGAUUCCAACUUCGACUCCUCUCGGUAACGCUACACAUCCGGUAUCCAGCAAUGGUAGUCAAGCAAGUGUGCUGAAGACUCGUGAAGCUCACGCGAGUAGGCCUAUGCACAAUUGGCAGCCACCAGUGGUUUCGUUUAAGCCUCCUCCUCCUCCAACUACUACUCCAGCUCAUCUAGGUCAGAGUCCAAUGCUUUCACAAGCUCCAUUGCCGCAACCCCCGCCUGCUUCUCCAUCUCCAGUUCCUGCUCGAACUGCUCCAAUAGAAGCAUCUUUACCAGUUGGGUCUCCUGUUCAGCGCCCAGUGAACACACAGAUUCCGGCACAGGUUCCGGCACCAAUUCCUAUGAUGCCACAAGUACCGUCUCAGCCCAUGGUGAGACCACAGUUGCAAGGACAGCAAGGCCCUUCACGACUGGGUCAACAAGAGGGUCAACAAAACAUUGCACCAUCUCCCAGUGGAAUGGAUGUUUUCCCUGCUCAGUCUUCUAUACAAGGGAAUCAGGCACUACCGGUGACUACUGCCUUUAAUCAGCAACCUCAACAGCCUAAAUUCCAAAUGGCACCUAUGGGAUCUCCAAUACCUCAAUCACCCCCGUCGUUGCAAAUGAAGAACCCUGUAGUUUCCCCGCCACAACGCUUGGCAUCGCCAAUGAACGAACCACAACCUUUUGGGUUACGGGGGGAUUUACUUCAGCAACCUCCGGUUGCGCAGCGAUCGGAAUCGCCUGUCCAACUUCCACAGCAAAUGGCUCCACCUAUGGGAGCAGCUAUGGCCCAACCGUUUCCGAUUGAUAUGGCACAGCGAUCGGAUUCAUUUGCCCAACGCCCGCCAUUGCAAGUGCCGCCUGUAACGGGUUUUCCGAUAGAUCAAUCUCCCACUCAGUCAGCUCAAAGGUUGGAGCCCUUAACGAAUCAACAACCACCAGUUCAAAUAGCCUCGCCAAGAGCAUCUCCAACUGUGCAACAGCCACAAUUCCAACCUCAAAUUAACCAGCCGAUGGGAUCGCCCAUGAACCAGCCGAUGGGAUCGCCCAUGAACCAGCCGAUGGGAUCGCCCAUGAACCAGCCGAUGGGAUCGCCCAUGAACCAGCCGAUGGGAUCGCCCAUGAACCAGCCGAUGGGAUCGCCCAUGAACCAGCCGAUGGGAUCGCCCAUGAACCAGCCGAUGGGAUCGCCCAUGAACCAGCCGAUGGGAUCGCCCAUGAACCAGCCGAUGGGAUCGCCCAUGAACCAGCCGAUGGGAUCGCCCAUGAACCAGCCGAUGGGAUCGCCCAUGAACCAGCCGAUGGGAUCGCCCAUGAACCAGCCGAUGGGAUCGCCCAUGAACCAGCCACCACAACCAGGCCCAACAGCUCCACGCGUGGGAUUUCCGGGAUCUCAGAUGAUUCAACAAUCUCCACCGUCUAUGGAACCUGGCGUACCACCUAACCGAGUAGUUGAAGGGGCUGCACCACAAGUCUCCCAGUUAAACCAGAGAAGUGUUCAUGAUGUUCGCGACAACAAGGAAGCUGCAUCCAAAGAGCGGCACAUGGGAAAACGAAGCAUAGGUAUGCACCAUAUGAUAAGACGGCAGUUAGACGCAGUACCGUAUCCUUCCAAGGAGGCCUACGAUUUUUACGUCGUUAAUCACUAUCGUAAUGAAUAUGAGGAAACUCUCCCGAUUUACAACUUCGAUUCGGUAGAUACAACUACAGUUGCACCAAGCUAUAUCACAACUACCGCAAAUCUUGGAGUACAGUAUUCUGCUUCACGUUAUUGAUCGCUGUUUAGUACGUUGUGGACUCUAAUAUAAUGUUCGUUGUUAGAUGUAAAUCAUUUUAUUGCACGUUGAUUUUUCGUACAAGUUGCAAAUGAAAUAGCCUGUUUUUUCCAUUUUCUUUCUGUUUGCUCAGUCAUACUCAUAUGAUGCGCACUAGUUUUUUGCUUGCAUUAGGUAUGACAUUAUUGAGUAUUCAUCGAUUGAUUUACGUUGGAUAGUACAGAUGUCUGCCAUAGCAACUGCGAUAUCAUUUAUUCCAUGUAUAAUUUAGUGCGAAGCUGGUUUCUAUGGCAAUAUCACAGCAAAACUGAUGUGCAGUAUUAGAAAUCGUCCAGUUGGCCGAUUGUAGUCCAAUACGACGGGUUAAGUAAAAAGUUUUCUAGUCUGAUUGAAAAUGGUAUUCUUUGAUAUAGCGAGUAGAUUGCAUGUGUUGUCUUUGUUUAUUCUGGGCCUAGUACCGUUAUCAUUUCAACAUGAUCAACAACUUAUACAGCUAAUUCUCAGUUGGGAAGAUGAAACGUGUCCUGGAACGGUAGUAGUUUUCGAUAAACACCAUUGGACAGAAGAACACGCUUUGAUUGACCAGCUGAUACUACAAUAUUCAAGACCCUUGACGUUAUUGCAGAGCUUCGGCAACUAUGGGCUGCUGCCAGAUGACGAUUCCUGGACCGGUGGAGAUGGCUCGUCUUUGGAAACGCUUUGCAAUAAUGUAAUUCUUUUUAAUCGCCACCCCGCGGAUUUAACAAUAGUCUAUCGCCAGCUGACGGCUCGUUAUCCCUACAUUGGACAAGUCCUAGUAGUGACUCCUAGUUCAUCUGAACAAGUGGAGCGGUUCCUCUAUGAAUUUAAAAAUCACAAGAUCAUGAUGGUAAUCAACCGUCCUUGGCGUCAUCUUGAGCUACGCAAUUGCUGCUGGGGACCUGAUCGCCGGAUUCGGCGAGUUGAUCUUCUGCCGGAUUCCACAGUUCGCUGGGAGGAGUUUGGUCUCCGCACUUCAAGGAUAGCAGAAAGUAAAUUGCAGGACGACAAUCAAGUUGCUGCACCGUCUGGCUAGUAUAACGAGCUGUUAUGAAGAUUUCCUCCGUAAACAGUCCCCCCGUCUUUUUACACAUAUCUUAAAUCCCAGUAGCAAUUAUUUGACUCAGUAACAGACAGCAUUUGAAGUAUUUGAAAAUGUAAACUUGUAAACACAUUGUUAUCAUGUAUUCUUGCAAUUAUUAGCGCUUUUGUCUAUCCUUACUACAACCGUAAUAAUCACUAACGUUUACCUAUAUUAAUUCUGGGAGUUAUAAAUAAUAACCCGAAUUGGAAUUGUAUCUGAAAUAAUCAAUACACUUAUAAAACAAA